CAACGGCUACAUCCCAUGUCCUUGAGAUAAGGAGCCCUAAUUUUGACCAUUAGGGAACUGAAACGUACUAAAGGGAACCCUAAGCUUACAGAAAACCUUCUAUGAUCUCUCUCUCUCUCUCUCUCUCUCUCUCUCACACACACAAUCACCAUUCGCUCUGUGAAAAGGAGCCUCAAUCUCUCUCGCUUUCUUUAUCAAUCACCAAGUGCUCAAGUGUUCUGUGAAUUUGUUGCUAUUCUCUGUUAUUUUCGCGUAGAUAUUUUUUGUGCUUUUUUCUGUUUUGCAGCUAUUUUCGAUUUUUUCUUUGCUCUUUUUCUUUAAUUCAUGGAUGCAGGUUCUCUCUCUUCGUCUGCUUCAAUGAAGCAAGAGAGGCGUUACCCUCUUCAUGAGCAAAUGGUUCCAAGAAGACCUUCUUCAAGGCAACAAUACAGUGAUAGAUUCAUCCCAGAUAGAAGAGCAAUGGACCUUGACGUUGCUCGGUAUAUGCUCAUGGAUUCAAAGAAAGAGAAUACCACCCCUGGUUCACCAUCAAAAGAGGCUUAUAGGAAGCGUCUCGCCGAGAUUGUAUUCCAAAAUAGAACAAGAAUCCUUGCUUUUAAGAGCAAGCCCCCAACCCUUGAGAGAGCUUAUGAGGAAGUUCUCUCAGAUAAGCAUCAAGUGCGUUCAGCCAAGACUCGAAGACAUAUUCCUCAGNCCGCUGAGAGGACCCUUGAUGCCCCAGAGUUGUUGGAUGAUUACUAUUUGAAUCUGUUGGAUUGGAGUUGUGGCAAUGUGUUGGCCAUUGCCCUUGGGAACACAGUUUAUCUAUGGGAUGGUUCAAAUGGAUCUACUUCUGAGCUAACAACCAUUGAUGAAGAAAAUGGCCCUGUUACCUCUAUCAAUUGGGCACCUGAUGGGAAGCAUAUAGCUGUUGGAUUGAACAAUUCUGAUGUCCAUCUCUGGGAUGCAACUUCGACUAAACAGCUACGAACUCUAAGAGGUGGUCACCGUGGGCGAAUUCCCUCUCUUGCAUGGAAUUCUCAUAUUCUCACUACUGGUGGCCAUGACGGCCUCAUUAUCAACAACGAUGUGAGAAUUCGAUCACACAUUGUGGAAACUUACAGAGGCCACCAACAAGAAGUUUGUGGCCUCAAAUGGUCUAAUUCAGGCAAACAACUAGCAAGUGGAGGAAAUGACAAUAUCCUCCAUAUUUGGGAUCAAAGCUUAUCUAAUUCCAGCAACUCACCGCUGCAUAGAUUAGAGGACCAUUUGGCGGCAGUUAAGGCAUUGGCUUGGUGCCCAUUUCAGAGCAAUUUAUUGGCUUCAGGUGGAGGUGGGGGUGAUAGGUGUAUCAAAUUUUGGAAUACACAUACUGGAGCUUGCAUAAAUUCAGUGGAUACAGGGUCUCAAGUGUGUUCAUUGCUUUGGAGUAAGAAUGAGAGAGAGUUGUUGAGCUCUCAUGGGUUUACUCAGAACCAAUUGACACUCUGGAAGUAUCCAUCUAUGGUGAAGUUGGCUGAGCUUAAUGGGCAUACUUCUAGAGUUCUAUUCAUGGCCCAGAGCCCAGAUGGGUGUACAGUGGCCUCAGCUGGAGCUGAUGAGACAUUGAGAUUUUGGCAAGUUUUUGGAGCUCCUGAACUCCUCAACAGCAAGCCUGAAGCUAAGACCUCAUUUGGCCCAUUCAGCAAUAUCAACCAAAUCAGAUGAGAGGGAGUAAAAGAGGGAGAAGGAGAACUAUUAUGAUCAAUUUCUAUGCAUGUCAGACUGAUUGGACAGAGAAAGAGGUAUACAAAUUUGCACAUCUCCUUUUUGUAAUUUUGUCCCCUGUUUAAUUGUAUUGUUAUGUGUAUUGGUUUUAACGCCAAAUGUUGUUUGGGGCAUAGUUUUUAUUUAUUUCUCAAUUAUUCUUUUAUGGCUCAGUAGGCAUGCGAGAAUUCCUGGAUCAAAAAAAUCAGUCAGUAGAUAAGUGUGUGUUUGUUGCAAUUUUUUUUAUCAUUAUUGAUUUUUAUUUAUAUUUUAUUGACUUGCUUUUUUCAAUUUUUUUAAUUGUCCUUUUGUGAGGUCUUUCAAGGCUCAGAAAAACAGCCAGCAGGGAGAAGACAUGCAUGAAAGAGAUCCAUGGAAUCGCUUGGAUCCACGAUCAGUCAAGUCUGUAUGAAUGUAUGAAAGAAGAGAUGGAUAUACAAUACGUUUCUCUAUAUAUCACUCUGAAAUCCACGAUCAGUCAAGUCAGUAUGAAUGUAUGAAAGAAGAGAUGGAUAUACAAUAUGUUUCUAUAUUAUCACUCUGAAAUUCUCUUAUCAGUCCCGUCCCAGAGUUUGACUUGUGCUGUGAGGUCUUUUCGAAGCUUGGAUCCCAGGAUCAGUCAAGUGUGUAUGAAUAUAUGAAAGAGAUGGGUACAAUAUGUUUCUGAAGUUCUAUAUCAGUCUCAGCACCCGUAGUUUGACUUGUGCUCUGAGAGAUGUAUCAAUAAUGUGGAGAGGAAAAUCGGAGAGAGGGGAAGAGAUGUAUUGUAUAGAUCGAGUUUUCUUCUGUUUUUUUCCUUUUGUCUUAAGUAGGUGAGGUCUUUUCAAAGCUUGGAUCCACGAUCAGUCAAGUCUGUAUGAAUGUAUGAAAGAAGAGAUGGAUAUACAAUAUGUUUCUAUAUUAUCACUCUGAAAUUCUCUAUCAGUCCCGUCCCAAAGUUUGACUUGUGCUGUGAGGUCUUUUCGAAGCUUGGAUCCCACAAUCAGUCAAGUGUGUAUGAAUAUAUAUGAAAGAGAUGGGUACAAUAUGUUUCUGAAGUUC
Molecule: messenger RNA, 2766 nt
Organism: Amborella trichopoda
Lineage: Eukaryota; Viridiplantae; Streptophyta; Magnoliopsida; Amborellales; Amborellaceae
Source: RefSeq, a predicted model, not a curated record